AUGGGGGGCCAGAGAACCAGCAGGGGGGGCCAGAGAACCAGCAGGGGGGGCAGAGAACCAGCAGGGGGGGCCAGAGAACCAGCAGGGGGGGGGGGCCAGAGAACCAGCAGGGGGGGCCAGAGAACCAGCAGGGGGGGGCAGAGAACCAGCAGGGGGGGCCAGAGAACCAGCAGGGGGGGCCAGAGAACCAGCAGGGGGGGGCCAGAGAACCAGCAGGGGGGGCCAGAGAACCAGCAGGGGGGGGGGCAGGGGGGGGGGGGCCAGAGAACCAGCAGGGGGGGGGGGCCAGAGAACCAGCAGGGGGGGCCAGAGAACCAGCAGGGGGGGGGCAGAGAACCAGCAGGGGGGGCCAGAGAACCAGCAGGGGGGGCCAGAGAACCAGCAGGGGGGGCCAGAGAACCAGCAGGGGUGGGCAGAGAGCCAGCAGCGGGGGGCAGAGAGCCAGACACCUAA
Messenger RNA from Coregonus sp. 'balchen', 453 nucleotides. The record is from the annotation of a GenBank genome assembly. Lineage: Eukaryota; Metazoa; Chordata; Actinopteri; Salmoniformes; Salmonidae.